CAGCCUCUGGGUCCCAUGACACCGGUCCCAGGGCCAGGCUCGGAGGUCGUGCCCUGUUGGCUCAGCAUGUCGGUCAGCGUCCACGAGACCCGCAAGUCGCGGAGCAGCACGGGCUCCAUGAACAUCACGCUCUUCCACAAGGCGUCGCACCCCGACUGCGUGCUGGCCCACCUCAACACGCUGCGCAAGCACUGCAUGUUCACCGACGUCACGCUCUGGGCCGGCGACCGCGCCUUCCCCUGCCACCGCGCCGUGCUGGCCGCCUCCAGCCGCUACUUCGAGGCCAUGUUCAGCCACGGGCUGCGGGAGAGCCGGGACGACACGGUCAACUUCCAGGACAACCUGCACCCCGAGGUGCUGGAGCUGCUGCUGGACUUCGCCUACUCGUCGCGCAUCGUCCUCAACGAGGAGAACGCCGAGUCGCUGCUGGAGGCGGGCGACAUGCUGCAGUUCCACGACGUGCGGGACGCGGCCGCCGAGUUCCUGGAGAAGAACCUGUUCCCCUCCAACUGCCUGGGCAUGAUGCUGCUGUCGGACGCCCACCAGUGCCGCCGGCUGCACGAGCUGGCCUGGCGCAUGUGCCUGGCGCACUUCGAGACGGUGCGGCAGAGCGAGGACUUCAACAGCCUCUCCAAGGACAAGCUGCUGGACCUCAUCUCCAGCGACGAGCUGGAGGCGGAGGACGAGCGGGCGGUGCUGGAGGCCGUCCUGCAGUGGGUGUGCGCCCGGCCGCGCAAGGCGGGCCACACGCUGCUCAUCCUGGGCGGCCAGACCUUCAUGUGCGACAAGGUCUACCAGGUGGACCACAAGGCAAAGGAGAUCAUCCCCAAGGCCGACCUGCCCAGCCCCCGGAAGGAGUUCAGCGCCUCGGCCAUCGGCUGCAAGGUCUACGUGACGGGGGGCAGGGGCUCCGAGAACGGGGUGUCCAAGGACGUGUGGGUGUACGACACGGUCCACGAAGAGUGGUCCAAGGCGGCCCCCAUGCUGAUCGCCCGCUUCGGCCACGGCUCGGCCGAGCUGGAGAACUGCCUGUACGUGGUGGGCGGACACACGUCCCUGGCGGGCGUCUUCCCCGCCUCCCCGUCCGUGUCCCUGAAGCAGGUGGAGAAGUACGACCCCGGGGCUAACAAGUGGAGCAUGGUGUCGCCGCUGCGGGACGGCGUGAGCAACGCGGCGGUGGUGAGUGCCAAGCUGAAGCUCUUCGUGUUCGGGGGGACCAGCAUCCACCGGGACAUGGUGUCCAAAGUCCAGUGCUACGACCCCGCGGAGAACCGCUGGACCAUCAAGGCGGAGUGCCCCCAGCCCUGGCGGUACACGGCCGCGGCCGUGCUGGGCAGCCAGAUCUUCAUCAUGGGCGGCGACACGGAGUUCACGGCCGCCUCCGCCUACCGCUUCGACUGCGAGACCAACCAGUGGACGCGGAUCGGGGACAUGACCGCCAAGCGCAUGUCCUGCCACGCCCUGGCCUCGGGCAACAAGCUCUACGUGGUGGGCGGCUACUUCGGGACGCAGCGGUGUAAGACCCUGGACUGCUACGACCCCACGGCGGACACGUGGAGCUGCAUCACCACCGUGCCCUACUCGCUCAUCCCCACGGCCUUCGUCAGCACCUGGAAGCACCUGCCUGCCUGAGGGGCCCCUGCGAGCCAGGCUCUGCGUGUCUCCCCACCUCACAGCUGCAGCCCCGUCACAGGGGCCCGUCUGCCUGCCACAGGGGAAGCUCAGCCGCCCCGGCCAGCGCUCCGAGCGGCCGCCCACCGGCUCUGGGAGCUGCUCUGAGUUUUAAGACGAGAGAAGACGCCGUUUCCAGCGCCGGGAUGUCUGCCUGAGGCUUUUCCCGCUUUGCAGGGGUUUUGGGGGAGAGGGUCUCCCAGAGGGGCGUGCGCACACCAGGGCUCCCUCCGCCUCCGUGGGGGGAGGACGCGUUUGCACGACUUGGAGGUCACCUGUUUCCGCAAGUCCUGGACGGGCCCAGGGGCCAGGCACAGAGAGCCCUGGAUGGGGGCAGCACCGCCUGCAGCCUGUGACUCACGUCCCUGUCCCUGCUGUGAUGUCGCCCACAGGGGACGUCCCAGGUCUCGGGGGACGGCCAGCAGGACUGGGUGCAGAAGCUACUGAGGAGAGAACCGAGGACACGUUGUAUACGGGGCAGAAGCCUGCGGGGUGAGCUCAGUGGCAUCCAGGAGGCUUCAGUGCUGGACGACCCCGGGCAGCUGGGUUCAUGACGAAAUCUCAUGGCCCCUCCCCAGAGCGGGGCUUGCCCUCGGGACCUUGCCACCUCCCGGUCAGGCUGGCCAUGGCCCAUCACACGGCAGCACCCAGGACCUUGGGUACCACAUGCCGCUGGACAGGGGGUGCCUCCCCUUCUCAGAGCACAUCACAAGCACCAGCAAUGCCCCCGGCUCCUGAUGGGGACCCCGAGGGACUCCAGGGACCCGCCCCACCCCCCAGACAUCCCCCAGCGCUGGACGCAUCUCAGUGCGGAGGUCAGCCACGAGGUCACCGCUCCCGACCCCGCUGGCCCCUGGCAUCCUGGCCUUCCAGCUGGUAACUGGGUCUGACCCCUCUGCCCCCUGGGCUCACAACACAAGCUCCGUCCCGAGAGAACUGCCAGACAUCUGUUCGUUGUUUUUCACCUUCCAAGUGGCUGGUCCCUCCUCAGUGUAUCCCAGCCCAGCCCGCCCCUCCCGUCCCUCCAUGCAGGCACUAGCCUUUGGGCUUCUCCUGGGGACUUGGACCUUGAAGUGGGGUUCACUCACUGAUGCGCCCCAGCUGCCACUCGGGAACGUCUGAGAGCAGAAGGUGCACCUCCAGUUCAGACGCUGCUGCUCCCUCUCGGCCCCCCUGCAGCCACGGGGCCCCACCCCAGGAGAUGGCUCUGCUGGGAAACUGGGGAGGGGGCGCGGGGUGGGGGGGGGAGGGGGGGGGGGGGCCUGGGUGGGAAGCAGCCGGGUCUGCAGGCCCUGCCCUGUCGGCUGCUGGGCUGAGCUAAGCACACGUCUCACAGCACAAAGUACCUCCGGUGCCCUCCCUGGCGGGACCCUCUCCGUUUCUAAGUUAAUAAAUGAAUUGAGAACA
Myotis brandtii (Brandt's bat) is the source of this 3078-nucleotide messenger RNA. RefSeq names its product kelch-like family member 25 (gene KLHL25). Gene Ontology annotation, molecular function: protein binding. The record is from RefSeq and is a predicted model, not a curated record. Lineage: Eukaryota; Metazoa; Chordata; Mammalia; Chiroptera; Vespertilionidae.